CGCGGUACGGUCAUGUUAUACUGCGUUGUUACUCGAGACUGAGCGAGCGCACGUCCGAAUACGCUCUCGGCAAACCACGAUAAGUCGAACAUGUGAUCAGUGACAAACGAGAAAAAAUCAUAGAGUAAAACAUGGACAUACUUUCCGCCACUUUCACUUUGAGCUCUCACAAACGCCGUUGGGAAAUGCUUCUAGUAUCAGUUACCUUCCUUGUGUGAUGUCUAUUAAACCAAUACCAGUGUUCAGUUAGAGUUACUAUAACCACAAGUGAAUACGAUCCAGACAGAAACGGUACGAAAGUGACACGGUACGUUGGGAAACUUGCGCGGUUUUGAAGAGACGUGAGUGUGAACCAUAUUUCGAAAGUGUAACUUUGCUAUUGAAUGUGCAGCUGUAAUUUUUGGUAAUCAAUAACUAUAGACACAGAUCGUGUGAUCCCGCAAACAUCGGAUCGUUUGCGGCUUGUAACCGAGAAGUGGCGAAUUACAUCGUAUGGUGCAAUAGUUAACGAAACAACAUGCGAAUAGCGAUGUCACUAAAACAUCGAUAUCGAACUGAAUGAAAAUCACACGUUGGGCGCCAAUGAAGUUCCAUUAGGCGCAUAAGUUUCUACUUUAAUAGCGAGUGUUAGAGGUGAAUUUGCAAGUUUGAGGGUAUGGUUAUUGGCGGACUUUGAGGACGUGGAGGGAUGAGAGAAGGGGUUGUGCAGUGACGGCGGCGGGGCGGCUGCCAUGGGCGCGGCGCGCCAUGCGUUUGCGUACGCGCCCGCUGCGGUUCAUUCUCGCGGCGCUAGCGCUAGCUACCUGCGCCGCGGCGCCCACGCCGGAGCAGCGCGCGCAGCGAUCGGCGAACCUCAGCCACAUUACGGGCACUUCCAGGAAAAUACAGAUGUUCCUCAAGAAUCGAUAUCUACAGCUGCUACCAGAUGGCACUGUCAACGGCACCACAGACGGCAAGAGCGAGUACACGAUACUUCAGCGUGCAACGUUCAAGGUUGGCCUCCUGACGAUCCAGGGGGUCUACACCUGCCUCUACCUCUGUAUGGAUGCUUGCGGGUUUCAAUACGCACAUAAGGAUCUCUCGGACGACUGCUUGUUCCAAGAGCAUUUAGAAGAAAACAAUUAUAACACAUAUUCGCGAAUACGAAACGGGAAGAAGACAUUCUUGGCGCUAGACAAUCGAGGAAAGGCGAGGCGGACGCAGAUACCGAUGAGUCGACAGCUCGGGAACCUGUCGACGUAUGCGCUGACAUUAACUAGAAAAUCGGACGGACAUGGACACAAAUCGACACAAUGCCCACCACGACGACACAGAGGAAAACUGAUGAAAAGGCCCCCACCGAGACACAGAAACUGCAUGCAACGAAUACAGAAGCAGAAUCUGAGGCAUAAACGUAAGCACAAGAAAGCUAACAAUCCUAAAAAGAAACAGCGACAUCCGAAGGCGCGGAGAAAACACGAGAACGGUACGACGACGACGACCGAGGUCAGCUGGGACGAGUCAACUAUGUCGACGAUGUCGACGACGGAUGUCGAGUUUUUUCGUUCAGCGACCGCGCAGGAGGCGAUCGGGCGCGCCUGAGUCGCUCCUUAGUCGCGGUCGGGGCUGCCGUUGCGCUGUCUCACUAACACCGUUCCACGCUUACACGCGUUUGAAUCUCUAUAUCAUUCCUGUACAGUGCAUAGAACGAGAGCCAAGCUCGAAGCAUCAGCACUCGAAGACAUAGCAUUGCAUUGCUCUCUUAUAAGGGUGGCGGUUCCAGUGACUUGGUCGUUUUUCCUCUUGAUCGGUUGCGAAAACUCACUUUUUUCUUCUGUUGUUGUGAUACUUAAAUACUCAACUGUUACGAGUCAUGUUAAGAACAAACGGCGCUUGAGCCUUAAAUAAAGCAAUUAACGAAAUUAUAUUAUUCUACCAAAGCUGCUGAAAUCAUCUAUCUCAAUUUAUAUUCCUAGUUCGCUUUAAAAAUAUAGGUUUAUUGGCAAGAUUCCAAUUGUCUUAGUUACUGUAUCAUGAAAUUAUUAAUGUAGAUAUUGCUAACUUAUUAAUCGAUAAUCAAUUAUCGAAUGAAAUUUAUAAAAUGAGUUGUGAUUAUCGAUAGGUAAGGUGGAACUGUGUUAGAUAUUUUGCGAAGCAUUCCUGUUCGUGACAAUUCAAUCGCUUCGGUACCGUUCAGUCUUCAUUUUAUUUGAUUCUUUAAUUCCCAAUAAAAGCCAAAUGGACUAUAAUAUCGGAUGGCACUAUAUUUGUUAUUAGUGUAUCGAAUCCAUUUGUUGAUCGUCUCCUAAGAUUUCUAUUUAAUUACGUCUAAGUGAUUCGUUAAUGGAUCCGAUAGAAGACUUCGGUUCCGUUACAAACGAAAUAGCAUUUAUCGUCCCCAAAAAUCUUAAACGCCCGUAAUUUUCCAAGUUUACAAAGUGCCCUCUCAAGAGCAUAUUCAAAUUAAGAAAUUAUCACUUUAAUUCCUUUGAUAGGCCCGUAGUGAACACGAAUAUUAAUAACGAAAUUAGUUUAAAUAUUUUAUAGCUCCAAUAUGUAUCAAUUUGCAUAUGAAUGCGUUGGAUUGUCACGAUCUGGAUAUUUGGGAAGCUUUUGUACUUAGAUUGAACGUGUUGAGGUGUAAUUUCAUAAGAAUAUGACUGAGAAUUGGACUGAGUAAUGUAGUUUAUGUUGGUUUCGGUCUAGGGUACGAUAGGAUAAAGUAUAAUGCGGCGUAACGGCAUGCUUCUGUAUAUGCUACGGUGUCAGAUUGAGGCGUGUGGUCUUCGUUCCAAUGGUUAAGACUCUAGAAUAAAAAAGUAAAAACUGGAGAGAAAAAUUGCGUAAACGAUGCAUUAAAAUCUCGACCACUCGCCUCUAAAUUGUCCAAAUACGGAGUAGUGAUAAUAACUAACAUCAGAGAAGUGACUAUUAGUAAGUAGUUUUAAAACGUGUAUCUAAUUUGUAAAUUUAUUUAUUUUCCAUAGAGAAAGUGUAUUUUGUUAACGUUUUAGUUGAUGUUUUUUUUUAUUCUCUUCUCCCUUUAGUUCCAACCGAAUGUAGAUAUGUAGGAUUUCAUACGCUUGUUAUUUUUAGUGAGCCAAUUAUAUUUGUAUUAUAAAUAUAAGUCCGUUCGGUAAAAAUAUGUGCUCUGUAUGCAGUUUGUAUGGAAUGUAUGAAUGCAUUUGCAAAUAUUCGAUUGGAUAUAUGAUGUA
This is a messenger RNA of Achroia grisella, 3194 nucleotides long. RefSeq lists its product as uncharacterized. Gene Ontology annotation, cellular component: cytoplasm. Gene Ontology annotation, biological process: positive regulation of protein phosphorylation; positive regulation of cell population proliferation; fibroblast growth factor receptor signaling pathway. The record is from RefSeq and is a predicted model, not a curated record. Gene Ontology annotation, molecular function: fibroblast growth factor receptor binding; growth factor activity. The coding region runs from base 748 to 1581 and encodes 277 amino acids. The transcript is spliced from 5 exons. NCBI's taxonomy places the organism in Eukaryota, Metazoa, Arthropoda, Insecta, Lepidoptera, Pyralidae.